UCGCUGGCCCCUCCCUUUGCGGCGCGCGGGUGGGGGAGGCCUGGCUGCUUUGCCCAGGCUGGCGGCCCUGAGCCGGAGCGGCCGCACCGAGGGGGGAGGCGUCGAUGGCCGGGACGCUUAUCCGGCCAAAGGAGCGGCGCGCCUCCCGGGCACCAGAGAUCGGCCGCGGAGGCUGGGCUGCGGCCCCUCAGCCCAAAUCGGGGGGCUCGGCGGGGCGGGCCCGGUUGUCCUUGCGGGGAAACCGCGACGGAGCCCAGGCUGGGAAGUGGCGGGAGGAGCGAAGGAGGCUCGGGGAGCCCCGCGGCGGCCCCGAAGGAAGGCGCGCGAGGCUGCUUCCCCGUCCCCAAACUGCGGGCUGGGCGAACUUGUGAAUGGCUGGAGAGCAGAGCUUCUGUCCACGCGCAGAGUUCUUUCUCCCUGACUGCUCAAAAAAGGCGGGUGGCCGCCCGUUAGACAAGAUCUCUGUUAGGCCUAGUUGCUCUUAGUGGGGAACACAACCGUAUUUAUUUAUAUUUUAUUUAUUUUUCAAAUUUAGGUGGUGCCCAUCUCACUUUGCUUGACCCGGGGGUUGCCCCUGGAAAAUGGUCGGGGGUGUGCCCAGGAGCCUUAAGGACUGGUUUUGCGGGUCUGGUAAAAGGUGAUAAGAAUUAUUGAGCUUUACAGCAUUGCCACCAGAUAUGAAAGAAUUAUUCUGGUCCGAUUCUUCCAAAGAGUUUGCCACUAUGGAGCCUGUAAGUAUUGACAACCUGUCAAUUUUGUAUCAAAGUGAGGACUUCAUCGUGGUCAACAAGCACUGGGAUGUCCGCAUUGACAGCAAGAUGUGGUAUGAAAAGCUGACACUGCAGAGUCAGCUGAAAUACCGAUUUCCAGAACUUGCUGAUCCAGGCACUUACUAUGGCUUCCGGUUUUGCCACCAGCUGGAUUUCUCCACCAGUGGAGCACUUUGUGUGGCACUGAACAGAGAGGCAGCUGGCAGUGUAUACAAGUGUUUCAAAAACCGGACAGUCACCAAAGCCUACCUUGCAUUGGUGAGAGGUCACAUCCAGGAGGCAAAGAGGACGAUCUGCUUCGCUAUAGGGAAGAACACGACUGAAGGGCUGACUCACAUGAUGUGUGUCGAAGGGACCGAUGGUUGCAAAAGCCCAAAACCUUGUCAGUCAGAACUCGUAGUCCUAGAACAUGGGUUGUACAGUGGAGAGCCAGCAACAAAAGUGCUUUUACAGCCUCUCACAGGAAGAACCCAUCAGCUCCGAGUCCAUUGCAAUGCCAUCGGGCACCCAAUUGUGGGGGACUUUACCUAUAGCUUUAAGAAGGACAGUGCUCCAUAUCGGAUGAUGCUGCAUGCACAUUAUUUGUGCAUUCCAACCAGCAAGGAGCUUAUCGAAGUGAGCGCUCCAGAUCCCUUUGUUCCUUCCUUUGACAGGAGUUGGGUCCCUCAGCGUCUUACACACCACUUGGAUGAGGUAAUCCAGGAAUUGAAAGACAAGAGCAUCUGGGCAGGGGAGGAAGAAAAGCAGGAAGAUCCAUCUGCUGUCCCAAAUUGUGAGGUCAUACUUGUAACAAAGACCCAAGAGAUGGAGGAACAGCAAACCCACUGCAAGCAGUGGUUGUCUGAAUGGGUGCUGGAAUGAAAUGGCUACAUCUUUGUGAUUGAAAUUGAAGCCAUCUCUCUUUACACUGUGGCUGGUGAACAGCCUUGAUCCCAGGACUAAAUAGGGACACAUUUCUGCUUUAGUCGCAAAAUUCCCAAGGAAUGAGGAACACUGCACUCCUAGAUUGUAUUUCUAAAAGUCAUGUGCCUGCAUUGCAAUAUUUUAGUUCUCUUGGCUCAGCAGUCAGGAGAGAGGACAGGCAGGCAGGAUUGGUGAUUUUACUGGGUGUACAAAGGGGUUAAAUUGAUAUAUGGGUAAUCCUUGAUUUAUGACCAUAAUUGAGUAUAAAAUUUCUGUUACUAAGCAAGGCAGUUGUUACGUGAGUUUUGCCUCAUGUUAUGACCUUUCCUGACUCAGUUGUUAAAUGAAUCAGUGCAGUUGUUAAGUUAGUAACAGUUGUUUUGUAAAGCUGGCUUUGUAAGGACCUGCCCCACUGGUCCUCUCAGGAAAACACAACACUUGACUCUAUUAAGGUUAAUCAAAAGAACUUUUAUUGAGAGAACGUAGAUGCAGUAAAUUCAGGCAGAAUCUAAUAGUCCCACCCAACGCACAAAGCAAUUCUUUUGUUUUUUCAGACCCAACUUCCUGACCAGUUCACUGGCAGCCAAUGUGACUCCGCAAGGUUGUUUUCAGAAUGCUGAAGUGCAAAACAGAUAACAGGUCAUCCUCAGGGCACAUCGGCCUUGGAACCAGGCUGUUACCAGCUUGGAAGGAGUCUGCUCCGUGUCCAAAGACAAUCCCCCUCCCUAAUUCCCAAGCGGUUACAACAAAAGCAGAAGCAUGUGAAGAAUGCCAGCAGAGCCUCCCCUCCCCUCCAACACAAUGGCAGGACACCAGCACGGUGGACCUGACAGGCUUUCCCAUUCUGACUUUGCUUGUCAGAAGGUCAUUACAUGGCCCUGGGACACUGCAACCAUCAUAAAUACAUGCCAGUUGCCAAGCGCCUAAAUUUUGAUCAUGUGAUUGUGGGGAAUGUGGGAAUGAUUUCAAAAAAAAAAAAAAUGACAGAAAAAUGGGGGUCUGAUGGCUUGGUUAGGUUAACCUUGGAGGACGUGUGGAUACAAUUUACUGAAUGUUUUAUUGCUGUGUGGGAGAUACUGGUGUUGAUGGAGGGCUAAAAAAACUCAGGAUGACUUUAUGGAAUAGAAUAGAAUUCUUAUUGGCCAAGUGUGAUUGGACACACAAGGAAUUUGUCUCCAGUGGAGAAGCUCUUAGAAUACAUACAUACAACAACAAAGUGAUAGGUCAUAAAUCACAGUUACAAUGAUUAAUCAUAAGAUAAAAACAAGUGAUAAAUCAUAAGAUACCAAUAGGAGAAGAUAGUAGGAAAGAUGAGAAAAGAUGAGACAUGAGAAGAUUAGAAAGAUGAUAAUAGCAAUACAGCCUACCUGUGGGAAUUUAGUGUUCAGCAGAGUGAUGGCAUGGGGAAAAAACUGUCUUUGAGUUUAGUUUAUUUGGCAUGAAAUGCCCUAUAGCGGCAUCCAGAGGGGAGGAGUUGAACCAGUUUAUGUCCAGGAUGUGAGGAGUCUGUAGAUACUUCCACAGUCCUCUUUCUGGCUGGUGCAGGACACAGGUCCUCAAUGGAAGGCUGGUUGCGAUUGUUUUUUCUGCAGGCCUAACUAUCCGUUGAAGUCGGUAGCUGUCCUGUUUGGUUGCUGUGCCAAGCCAGACAGUUAUAGAGGUACAAAUGACAGACUCAAUAAUUCCUCUGUAGAACUUAUAUCAGCAGAUCUUUAUAAUUGAAACCCUGCCCCCUUUUUAUGCGUGUCAUAUCUACGGAGUAAAAAAAGGGGGUGAGGCUUUGUAUGAUUGCAGUUGCCAAAUUCUAAAGGAUAUUUUGACAGCCUUUUGAUAAUUCUAUGUGCCAAGCUGCCUGGCUGGCUUCCGCUUUUUUGUGGCAUCAAAGCACACCUUUGACUAAUUAUUUGCUUGCCAAUGAUCAAACUCACGGUUUUAACUUGCAGAGAUGUUUGAGAGAAAACUAGCCUUUAUUCAACAGUACAGUAAGAUCUGUUCCAGAACAUUAUAGUAAAUAAUAUAUUUUUAGGAUGUCUGAAUUAUUUUCACCACAAUAUUUUUGUUUUAAAAAUAAUGCUUGUGGUGCAUUUUCUAAAUGCAUAAAAUAUUCAAAUGGCUUUAAGUUAAUUGCAUACCAAACAGAUGAUAUUCCCCCAUCUUCCCUUUUGUUAGGUGUAGCUUAUGAGUUUUUGAUUCUGAUUGUUGCUGAAGUCUGAUGGAGAAAUGACAAGGCAAAUGCUUUUAUUUUUGACUUAUAAAUGAUGGGGCUGCAUUCCAGUUUCUCUUAAGUAAAGGACAAAAGGUUUUGAAAAUGUGUCUUUUGGUAGAUUCCAGAGAUUGUAUGAAAGGCGUCCACAUAGAAUGCAGGUUUUAUCUCCUUGGUUCUAUACUUUCUUGCCCAUGUCAUACCUAUGAUCUUGUGAAACUGCUUAAAUGUUUGCCAAUAUUUUAAAACUCUAGUAACCAAUUGUAAUGUAUGUUAUUUAUAUUCACAAUUUAAGUAGAAUUUUGUACAAAUCACACCAGGUAUAGAUUAUUCUGUGCAUAACUCCUCCCCUUAGCUUUCCAAUAUUCUAAUUUCAGUCUUUGAAAUUGGUGCAUUAAACAGCUCUUUUCACUAGAGAAUGCUCACUCUGCAAAUGGUCUUAUUUGUGGCUGCAGUCCUUAAAUGUACAAGGUUAGCAGUAAACCAUCGUUAAAUUGUAUGUAUGUAUGCAUGUAUGUAUGUAUCUAUGUAUGUACGUAUGUAUGUUGAGAAAAGUAGUUAAUAAACUAACAACUGUUUGAUAAA
Messenger RNA from Crotalus tigris (Tiger rattlesnake), 4461 nucleotides. It is a transcript of the gene RPUSD1, whose product is annotated as RNA pseudouridine synthase domain containing 1. Gene Ontology annotation, molecular function: pseudouridine synthase activity; RNA binding. The record is from RefSeq and is a predicted model, not a curated record. Gene Ontology annotation, biological process: pseudouridine synthesis. The transcript has 7 exons. NCBI's taxonomy places the organism in Eukaryota, Metazoa, Chordata, Lepidosauria, Squamata, Viperidae. Bases 678 to 1631 code for a protein of 317 amino acids.